This is a messenger RNA of Enterobius vermicularis (human pinworm), 939 nucleotides long. Lineage: Eukaryota; Metazoa; Nematoda; Chromadorea; Rhabditida; Oxyuridae. The record is from the annotation of a GenBank genome assembly.
GCAGCAAGCACUUGCUUUGCCCCAACGAUCGCUGAGGCAAAUUCCCGUGAACGUUGUGUACUUGCUCCAUCAGAUCUCGAUUCUCUAGCUUGGGACCGAAACGGACCUCUUAGAGAUUGUUCAAUUUGUCGAACAUUCGCUGCCGGUGCUAUCAAAGCCAUUUUGUCGACUCCAGCUGAUGAACAAAAAUGUAUUCGGUCUGAAGUAACCAAAGCAAUUGCCAAAGAAGCCGACUACUGCCUUGGUAAAAAAAUUCCAAACUUUCCAGGUGUUCCUGAUCUUCCAGACUUUGAAGAAGCAUCUUUUGCUUAUAAAGAAAAUGUAAUUAAGUCAGUAUCGGACUACAUCUUGGUCAGAAGUAGACUUGCUUUCUGCGCAGAAAGAAAGCCGAAUAGAGCUGCAGCCACUAAAGCUUGUUUGAAGAAUCCAUUCCCCGGUUAUCUUGCAAAACACUGCGAUGUUCUAAAGAAAUGUGACCAGCAAGUACCGACCAGUUGUAACCGACAAAUUCAGGAAAUUAAAGCUGCAACGUGCUCGUGUAUUGAGGACACACGUGAUGAUCUUAAACGUCGUAUUGCUAGUGUUGCUGAAGCAAUCAAAUCGACUGUAGAAGGCGGCGGACGGGGUGUUCCAGCGAUUGGUUCUGGCAGUAAAGUUGAUGUUUGUGUAUCCAACAUAAAAGCACACAUGGUUUCACCGGUUAACGACUGGGUUACUGUUAUUGACUCAGCACUUAACACAUGCAUCAAGAACAAACCUGCAGGUCAAUCUCUGGGAAUGGACUCACUUCUGAAUGUUGGCUGCAGAAAGGUUAUUGCUGAUACAACGGGUACAGCAUCAUCUCAACUGAAGACUGGCUUCGACUUUAUAAACAACCUUAUUGAUGCCAUGGUCGAUCGAUCUGGUCGUUUCUGUAGCGGUACACAUUGUCCUCAGUAA